Molecule: messenger RNA, 4879 nt
Organism: Chelonus insularis
Lineage: Eukaryota; Metazoa; Arthropoda; Insecta; Hymenoptera; Braconidae
Gene: Slmap
Product: Sarcolemma associated protein
Exons: 1
Coding region: 1178-3559 (793 amino acids)
Molecular function (GO): protein binding
Source: RefSeq, a predicted model, not a curated record
AGACACUUUUGUAUUAUUUUUACUUUGUGUGUGUGGAAAAAACUAUUUCUGAAAAUUUAAGUGAUAAAAAAAUAGAAAAAUUAAUGUCUAUAAAAAUCAAUCAUCAUUGAUAUCAUUUUUAAUUCAUUCGUUCGAGUAUUAAAUUCAUUUAACACCAUAGCAACGAAAAUUCAGAAGAAAAUCUGCAAAGAUUGACGAUAAGAAAGUGAAAUUGAACGUGUGUGAAAGAGAGAGGAAAAAAAAGGAACUUGAAUAAAACUAAAAUAUACUUUAGCGACUAUAAUACUACAAAAACGACAAUUUUAAUAUUGCUACAUCAUUAAAGCUUCCAACAAGAUAUGAAUUAGUUGAAUAUACUAAAAAUAGGUUGAUACUUAUAACUACUUGACAGCAUGUAAUAGUUUUUUAUAGAGUGGCCAUAAAAAAAUAUUACAAGUCAAUCAGACAGAGGAAAUUUAGAUUUGAUUACAAUUCGAAUUGAAGAAAACCUAUUCUCUGGUGAGAAGCGUAUAUAGAUGCAUUUGUGAUUUUUUUAUUUGUUAUUAGUAUCAUUAUUAUAUCAUCAUUUGAGUAUCAUCAUGCCAAGACGGAAAGCCUACGCCCCAACUGUGUAUAUAUUAAAACUUUUACAGAGUUUUAUGAUAAUUUCUGUGAAAUUAUUAUGAACUUCUAACAUUCAUGGAUAUUACUACAUAAUAAUCUUCAUGAUAAAUACUGUUUAGUGUAAAACAAAAAAACAAUUGUAGUCAAUUAGAAGCUGAAAUUAAUACUUCAAAAACCAUAAAAUUGAUGAAUUUUUUUUAUUGAUAGAGUAAAUCAACAAAAUUAAUUUUUAACCUCAAUCAAGUGUCUUUUAUAUACCUGCUUACAAAUCUGCAAUCAUCUGCACAAUUACUACGUUGAUAAUCGUUCUUUUGUUCUAGUUGUCAUUAUUUAGACUGUGUAACAGUUCAUAUUGAAAAGAAACACGAAAAAUAUUUUAUAUUUGAAUUGAAAUUGAUUGCACAUUGAAUGACAUUUAUGCAUACUUUCAUGAUAAUUGUUAACGAGACUGUUCAAAAGAAGAAAAGUUGAAGUAAAAAAAAUAUAAGAACAGGAUAAUUUAUUAAUUGAAUUGGUUGAUGAGUAUCCUGACGAAAAAAAUAAAAAUUUAAUUUCUGUCUUCAGUCAAGUGGCUAUGGUUGUUGCAAGCAUUGAUUGGACGCAUUAUGCCGAUUUUGAUUUAUCCAAAAGAGAUAAUAACUUGAACUCUGGCACAGAUAAUACCAAAAUGACCGCCAAAGGGGUAUUGAUAUGUCGGGAUAACUCUCAUUCAUUUCAAAAUAGAACUUUAAAUCUUGAUCAACCAGUGAAAAUAGGCAGGUCUGUUGCUAGAACAAGGGCAGCACCUAACAAUGCAAUAUUUGAUUGUAAAGUUUUAUCAAGAAAUCAUGCAUUGCUUUGGUAUAAUGCUGGAAAAUUCUAUCUUCAAGACACAAGAAGUAGUAAUGGAACAUUUGUUAAUAAUCAGCGACUUAGUGCUAUUGGCUCGGAGUCUGCAGCAAAGGAAGUUUGCUCUGGAGAUAUUGUUCAAUUUGGUGUGGAUGUUGUUGAAAGUAUGAAAAAGAUAACUCAUGGAUGUAUUAUAGCAACGUUAAAACUUUAUCUACCGGAUGGGAAAGAAGCUAAAGCAAGCAAGAGUACAUUUGUACCGAAUCCAGUUGGAGAUGUAACAGUUGAAGAUCUCUAUAAACUGAAUCAAUAUCUCCAAGAAGCUACUAGACGAGAGAAAUUAUUAAAUUCUAAGCUAGCCUGUUUAGAAAAACUAGUUGAAAACACAAAGAAGGCUGCCAAUCAAUCUUGGAAAGCUUUAAUUGAUGAAGAUCGUUUAUUAUCUCAUAUCAAAUUGGCUGAACGCCAGCUUAUGGUUUACUCCAAGAACUUCAACGAAGAUAGAAUCAGAAAAGAGUUAAUAAAACGUGAAGAAGAAAAAUCUCAGUAUCAAAUAGCAGCCAAGGAAGCUUUAGAAAAAGUUCACCAAGAAAAAUUGCAAAUCACUGAAAAAUUAAUUAGCUUGGAAAGUCGGUUGAAUGAAACAGAAGAAGAAUGUCAAAGUUUGCAUGAGAUUUCUAAACAUAGCCAGUCAGAGUUACAAGAUCUUACUAUUAAAUAUAUGACUGCCCAACACAGUUUAGCACAGUUAGAAGCUAAAUUAGUUGAUAAAGAAGAAAGUUCUGCUGAAAUUGUCAAAUGGUCCACGCAAGAAAGAGAAGAUUUGAUCAAGAAAAUUCAUCAUCAUGCAAAAGUUGGUCAACUUCUUCGACGUAGAAUCAGCGAAAAUCGACUUGAUUCAGUUAAAAUUCAUAAACAAAUUACUGGUCUAAAAAAUUACAUCCAAACAUUACAGGAUAUUAAUUCAAAAUUAUUAUCAGAAGAUUCUAAAGAUGGCAUUAAUCCGAUUGAAAUAAUUAAUGCUAUUUUAGAUACUUUGAAUGAAAUGAUAGCCGAAACUGAAAAAUUAGAAGAAAAUCUUGGUGAUACUGAAGAUAAUAAUUGCAAAUCUGAUGUUGACUCUAAUCAACAAAUAUUUAUAAAUAAUUCUCAAGAAAAUCAUUAUAAAAAUGAAUAUGAAAAUUAUACUGGAUCAAAUGAUAAUGAAAUGUUUUCAGAGUAUAUUUUACCACCUCAGAAUGCACGUCGUACAUUAGUUAACGGUAAAUCUUCCAGUGAUUUAAAUUCUGAAGCUUCUAAUAACAAUUUAGAAACUACUGAUAAUACUUGCAAUUCAAUUAACGAUGAUUUAUAUAGCACUACAACUAUUGAAGAUGUUACUGAAAAGUCGGUCAUUGAAACUAAACCAGUUGAGGACUAUUCUUUAACGAAUUCUGAUCAAGAACCAGAUAAAUUCCGGGUCAAAUUUGUCCACUACGAAGCAUCAGAUGGAUUUAGUGAAAAGGGUGAUGAAGAUAUUGCUGAUUCUUCCAAUCAUUCAGCUUCCUUUGCAUCUUCAGUUAAUGAAAAUAGUCUAGAAAGUCAUGAAGAAAAUUCUUUUGAGAUUAAUGAAAAAACUGACACAGAAGAUGAACAUGUCGAAGAAGAUAAAGAGAAGAAGAAUAGUGAAUUUAUUAAAACACUUAAACCAGUUGGAAAGAAUACUUGUGAUUGUUCAUUACAACACUCUUACAAUAAAGAAUAUAUUUUACAGUUACUGAUGGCUUCUUUGGAAUCUUUGGAUAAUGAUGAUGAUAUUGAAGUACAGCAACUUGUCAAACAGGAAUUAAAUGAUUUACGUAAUUGGCUUGUACAGGAGACAAGUGAUACUAUUUUGGAUAAACUCAAGGAGAUUUAUUAUCGUACUAAAAAUGAAAAAUCUCGAAUGCAAGAAGUUAAUGAAGAAUUAGUUUUGGUUAAGGAACAGUAUAAUUCGUGCAGUGAAGAUAAACUUGAAAUUUCAAGAAAAUUUGAAACAUUAAAAUCACAAUGUGGUGAUAUUCUUGAUACAAGUUAUAGUGUUCCAAUCCAAUACUUUGUGCCCGUUUUUGUUGCAUUUUUGUGCUUGAUGUUAGAUAAAAUAUUUUAAAAUAAUUGCAAUCGUAUUCAAAUAAUUUUUGACACAGCCACACGAGUUGUACAUAAUAUUUUUGCAAAUUAAAAAUAAUUUUUAUGUUAAAAAAUUUAAGAUCUAAAUCCAUUUGUAUAUUGUAAAUAUUCUCGUACUGAAACAACUGUGUUUAUUUAAUGACAAUUUGAAGUUUUUUAAAAUACAUUACAUUAAAUGAGAAAAAACAAUUUCAAUCGUGACAAAUCUAAAAACUUGAAUAAGCAUCUAACAAAAAUAAAUUCAAUUGUAUCAAAUAUAUAAAAGACUUAAUCAGGAGCAAUUCUACCGUUCAAUAAGCUGCCAAUUUUAAUAUCAUAUCUAAAAUUAUUAUUUUUUUCUACUAUUUAAAAAUUCAACAAAUGAAAACGUAAUUAAUGUAAAUAAAAGAAUUAUAGGUACUAAAGAAAAUUAAUCUAAAAUGAAAUUUUGAAAAUUCUUACCAUGUUUCUUUCAUUCAAAAUGAAAUCAAUUAUUUUAUCCAAAUUAAAUUAUAACAAAUUCUAGUAUUUAAGGUAUUAUAUAUAAACUAAACUACUGAUUCUUAUUAACAACAUAUUUAUAAAGUUUUUGUUAUGUCAGACAAUUUUCUUUGUCAGUAUGUUAAAUUAAUAUUUAAAAAUUGUCAUGUAAAAAUAUCCAUUGGAAUAGUUUAAGAUAAUUUAUGGAGCGUGUUAUAAACAUGAGCGAGAUGUUUUGUUUUUUAAUAUUUAAAAAGCUUUUUUCUACGUCAAUUAUUUACAAGAAAAUAUAUUUCGAUGUCUAGUUAUAUAAAAUUAUUAAUGUAAUUUAGAACUAUUUGUUAAUUUAACAAUUAACUACAUAAUGAAGAUAAUAUUAUUCUUUACUAUUAAGUAUUAUUAUUUUUUCACAUAAAUUUUAUAUUUAUUAUACCGGUGCAAUUCACUAGAAAACAAACAGAAACUGCUUUCGACAGUUUAAAAUAGUUUGACAUUUAUAAUUUUUUCAUUAUGGCCUACCCAAUUAGUUUUGUUUAAUUUUUCAGUUAUGUCUAGAGUGCCAUUUUUCAAUGUUUACAUAUCUUAGUCAAUUUGUAUUCGUAAAAAUUAAAAACUUUCAUGAUUAUUGCGUAUAAUACCUAUUAAAAUUGUCAGUCUAUUCAUUCAUUACAAAAAAUAAAAUUUGAUAAUGGUAGGUGAUAAAAAUCUUCAGUAGAUUUCAAUAACCAUAGUAAACGACAUAACGAUGAUGAUAAUAAUAAUAACAAUGUAAAUAACAAUUUUGUUCAUAAUAAUAAAUCAUGUAACAAUUAUUCUCAAAACAAAAGUUAAUAAAAGUAAA